This is a messenger RNA of Pan troglodytes (chimpanzee), 4081 nucleotides long. It is a transcript of the gene MTF1, whose product is annotated as metal regulatory transcription factor 1. Bases 670 to 2931 code for a protein of 753 amino acids. Gene Ontology annotation, biological process: regulation of transcription by RNA polymerase II. The transcript has 11 exons. NCBI's taxonomy places the organism in Eukaryota, Metazoa, Chordata, Mammalia, Primates, Hominidae. The record is from RefSeq and is a predicted model, not a curated record. Gene Ontology annotation, cellular component: nucleus.
AUGGAGACCCGGACCCUGCCCCUCUCCUCCUUGCUUGGAGACCCCCAGCUUGUCUUCGGAUUUUUCUGUGUAGCCCUGUGCUGGGGGCUAUCCCAGACAGGUUCCUUUUCCCAGCCUCCUCUCAAGGGGGCUCUGUUCGCACUCCUCGUUGGCUACCCUCAAACCUCCUGGUCUUGUUUGUUCCGGACAGUUGGUCUCCGCGUUGCCGCCGAGGGUGCCGGGGCAGCCCACUGGGGCCCUCGGUGCUCUUCUCUCUCUGCUCAGAUGCAGCGAAAUGUACAUCUGUGGGGUUGCGUAAGCCAGAGCUAGGGGUCGGGCCGGUACCUCCUGGAUCCAAUCCUUUGGCCUGUCUCUGGUAACUGUCUAGCCAUCCCACUAAGUAAAGGCUCACUUUCUAACCCAGAGCAGAAGAGAAAGAUAAAGCGCAAAGCCAGACUGAAAACUAAAAGGGAUGUGCUGAUUAUUUUAAAAUUCUCUGUUCUGCCUGCCAAACCCACAUUUGUAGAGCCUGUGUUUGCAGAUGAAGGAAGAAUCACUAUUCCAGAACAUGAAAGCUUCAAAUGUGGUAUUUUUCUCAAGAGAAUGUAUCUUCCCAAGAUAGUAUAUCUUCGCGAGAGAACAAGUCAUUACGUUUUCAUUUCUCACAAUUGGGCUGAGCACAACUGAACCAUGGGGGAACACAGUCCAGACAACAACAUCAUCUACUUUGAGGCAGAGGAAGAUGAGCUGACCCCCGAUGAUAAAAUGCUCAGGUUUGUGGAUAAAAACGGACUGGUGCCUUCCUCAUCUGGAACUGUUUAUGAUAGGACCACUGUUCUUAUUGAGCAGGACCCUGGCACUUUGGAGGAUGAAGAUGACGACGGACAGUGCGGAGAACACUUGCCUUUUCUAGUAGGGGGUGAAGAGGGCUUUCACCUGAUAGAUCAUGAAGCAAUGUCCCAGGGUUAUGUGCAGCACAUUAUCUCACCAGAUCAGAUUCAUUUGACAAUAAACCCUGGUUCCACACCCAUGCCAAGAAAUAUUGAAGGUGCAACCCUCACUCUGCAGUCGGAAUGUCCGGAAACAAAACGUAAAGAAGUAAAGCGGUACCAAUGUACCUUUGAGGGCUGUCCCCGCACCUACAGCACAGCAGGCAACCUGCGAACCCACCAGAAGACUCACCGAGGAGAGUACACCUUUGUCUGUAAUCAAGAGGGCUGUGGCAAAGCCUUCCUUACCUCUUACAGCCUCAGGAUCCACGUGCGAGUGCACACGAAGGAGAAGCCAUUUGAGUGUGACGUGCAGGGCUGUGAGAAGGCAUUCAACACACUGUACAGGCUGAAAGCACAUCAGAGGCUUCACACAGGGAAAACGUUUAACUGUGAAUCUGAAGGCUGCAGCAAAUACUUCACCACACUCAGUGAUCUGAGGAAGCACAUUCGAACUCAUACAGGGGAAAAGCCAUUUCGGUGCGAUCACGAUGGCUGUGGAAAAGCAUUUGCAGCAAGCCACCACCUUAAAACUCACGUUCGUACACAUACUGGUGAAAGACCCUUCUUCUGCCCCAGUAAUGGCUGUGAGAAAACAUUCAGCACUCAAUACAGUCUCAAAAGUCACAUGAAAGGUCAUGAUAACAAAGGACACUCAUACAAUGCACUUCCACAACACAAUGGAUCAGAGGAUACAAAUCACUCACUUUGUCUAAGUGACUUGAGCCUUCUGUCCACAGAUUCUGAAUUGCGAGAAAAUUCCAGUACGACCCAGGGCCAGGACCUCAGCACAAUUUCACCAGCAAUCAUCUUUGAAUCAAUGUUCCAGAAUUCAGAUGAUACGGCAAUUCAGGAAGAUCCUCAACAGACAGCUUCCUUGAUUGAAAGUUUUAAUGGUGAUGCAGAGUCAGUCAGUGAUGUUCCGCCAUCCACAGGAAAUUCAGCAUCUUUAUCUCUUCCACUUGUACUGCAGCCUGGCCUCUCCGAGCCACCCCAGCCUCUACUACCUGCCUCAGCUCCGUCUGCUCCUCCGCCUGCUCCCUCCCUAGGACCUGGCUCCCAGCAAGCUGCAUUUGGCAACCCCCCUGCUCUCUUACAACCUCCAGAAGUGCCUGUUCCCCACAGCACACAGUUUGCUGCUAAUCAUCAAGAGUUUCUUCCGCACCCCCAGGCACCGCAGCCCAUCGUACCAGGACUUUCUGUUGUUGCUGGGGCUUCUGCAUCAGCAGCGGCAGUGGCAUCAGCUGUGGCAGCACCAGCCCCACCACAAAGUACUACUGAGCCCCUGCCAGCCAUGGUCCAGACUCUGCCCCUGGGUGCCAACUCUGUCCUAACUAAUAAUCCCACAAUAACCAUCACCCCAACUCCCAACACAGCUAUCCUGCAGUCCAGCCUAGUCAUGGGAGAACAGAACUUACAAUGGAUAUUAAAUGGUGCCACCAGUUCUCCACAAAACCAAGAACAAAUUCAGCAAGCAUCUAAAGUUGAGAAGGUGUUUUUUACCACUGCAGUACCAGUAGCCAGUAGCCCAGGGAGCUCUGUCCAGCAGAUUGGCCUCAGUGUUCCUGUGAUCAUCAUCAAACAAGAAGAGGCAUGUCAGUGUCAGUGUGCAUGCCGGGACUCUGCAAAGGAGCGGGCAUCCAGCAGGAGAAAGGGCUGCUCCUCCCCACCCCCUCCAGAGCCGAGCCCCCAGGCUCCUGAUGGGCCCAGCCUGCAGCUCCCAGCGCAGACUUUUUCUUCAGCCCCUGUUCCCGGGUCAUCAUCCUCUACCAUGCCCUCCUCCUGUGAGCAAAGCCGACAAGCAGAGACUCCUUCAGACCCUCAGACAGAAACAUUAAGUGCCAUGGAUGUGUCAGAGUUUCUAUCCCUCCAGAGCCUGGACACCCCGUCCAAUCUGAUUCCCAUUGAAGCACUACUGCAGGGGGAGGAGGAGAUGGGCCUCACCAGCAGCUUCUCCAAGUGAAGGGCCCAUGUGUGCUCACCUCUGGGAAAAGUGGGUGAGCAGGAGGCAUGAGGUACAAUGCCUGCCAUCAUGGGUCAGAAAUUUGAAGGAUGAAGAAAUCUACUGUUUGAAAUCCUCACCUUUCAGACGUAUUUUCUUUAUUCACAUCCCAGGAGCAUCCAUUUUAAGGAACUAUUCUUUGGAAAAAAACAAAAAACAAAAAAACAACAAAAAAAGCUAAGUUAUAAGUGAACUGUUUGGCUGCACUGUAUGUCACUUUUGCUUGUUGUCAUGUGAACUUGGAAACUAAGGUUACUCGUGUGCAUAAAAAUUCUAAAUGAAAGGGUGUGGUUUCCAUCAAUCUGAUGCUGCCCAUCGCUUGCACUGGGGUCUUUGUGGAUCGGGCAGGAGAGUUCAGUGUGUUGGGUGUUGCUCCUUCCUAUGUGUCUUUUGAAUCUGAGGCUGACAUUUGCUUGGAAGGCCAGACCCUUGCUCCAUCAGAGAGGGCAGUGGCAAAGGCCAGUGAGGCAGCUGUGAGUUGGACAGGGUUCAGGUGAGAUGGUGUUGUCAUUUGUGCUUAGUGUUGGUGGUGCUCAGGGUGGAUAACACGGGUCGUUCUGCAGCCCGCUUCAGCACAAAUAGGCAGCUUAAGGCCUGGCUCACAGGCUGUGGGGUUGAUCUGGCUCUGCAGAGGCCCUAGGCAGCUUGUUGACUGCUGUCUGUUGAUGACGUGUGUGCAAAGCAGGCUCUAGCAACAUGAUCACUGUCUUUGCCUUCCUGGUUCUUUCUCUCGGUUGGUUGCCAGGGCUUGCAGAUCGCAGUGAAUUUUCCUUGGGGAACAUCGCUGUUUUGUCCUAGAGUGAACUUGUGGCUUAUGGCCAGUGCUGUUUGGUGGUCUGCCUUCUUUUUAAUGGUAUUUUCUUCCUCAGAGCAGAAGGGCUGCAUUUUGCUUAUCAGAAGAAGGUGCAGAUUUAAGGGAAUUCAUAUGAGGUGGCAUGUAAUUGGCAGGCCAGGUGUCCUGGUUCCAGGUUCCAGCCAGGCUUUGGGUUGCCCUCUCCAUCUCUGCCCCCCUCUGGAUUUUGCAUACAGCCUCAUACAGUGCAAACAAGGAUGUGACUUGCUCAGCUUAGUCAUGUGAUUUAUUUAAAAAAAAAAAAAAAGAAACACAAAA